AUGUUAAGUGGGCGGAUCCCUGACAACAGUGGCUAUAAUCCAGGCAGUAUUGAGCUGGUGACGAGUCUCCUGGAAGUUCAGACUCCUGGUGUGAAUAUUGUUUUGAGACCUAACAUAGCAAGAGUUAGAAUUUAUGAUGAUGAAGAGGUUUCAUCAAAGCCGUUGGGCUUCCUGACACCAACGUUCUCUCGCUUCCUACCAGCCGCUGACAGUGCAAUAUCAUCUGUAUUAACCAGCACUGCCUUCCCUUUUGGAGCUGGUACGAUAUCAACGGUCUAUAUUGCAACAAAUGGAUACAUAGCAAUGGGUCAGGAUUCUCCACCCAGUACUACUGCUAUUCCAGCUAUCCCUGGAGAUGUAAGCGUCUUAGCUCCGUAUGGGUCUGACAUUGACAUAACUCUGGGAGGCAGUGUCCACUUCACUAAUUUUAUAUCCAGCAGUGCAGAAAUCAGUAGCUUAGUACGAUCCCAGACCAGCAACUCUUUCAUUGGUGAGAGAUUACUUGUUGCAGAAUGGAGACUUGUUCCUAGACGUGACGGAGAUCCGAGUGUGACGAAUUCGUUUCAAGCCAUCAUUAUCACCGACAAUAUCGCCACAUAUGCUGUGUUCAUCUAUGAGUGUGGAGGGAUGGAGUGGGGUGGAGGGGUGAUAGGCUGGCAAGCCAGAGACUACAAGUAUGAAAGUCACAAUUUUACUGAGGAAUCCCACUCGAAUGAAAUUGGAUGCCUCGGCUUUUCAAACUACUCUUCUCUUGUGUAUAGAAUAUCUCACCCCGUCUGUGACAGUACCAGUUUCUUGUGCGAGGAUUCUCUUCGCUGUAUUGCCACUGACUCCCUGUGCGAUGAUGGCAUUGGGGAUUGCGAGGACGGCAGCGAUGAAGAUGACUGUGUAGAUCAAGCUCCAACGACAAUCUCCAGCUGCGUUGAUAAGUUUUUAUGCUUGGACUCGCUCCGCUGUAUUGCCACUGAGUCUGUGUGUGAUGGGGCCAGUGACUGUUUGGACGCAAGUGAUGAGAGUCGCUGCAACUCAACUGGAACGGCAAGUGGCGGUGUGAAUGCUGUCGGAGCAGCCGUAGCGUCGUCAGUGGCCUUUAUUAUUGUGGUCGUGUGUGUCGGAUUUUGUUCCCUUCCGUGUAUUUGUGAAAAAUGCGAUAAGAUGAAGGCUGCUAGACGCUCAACUGCGAUAACAGCAACAGCAACAGCAACAACAAGAACAACAACCCCAAGGAUACCAAACACUUCCUUUAGACAUGUAGAAGCUUUAGAAAAUUUUGAUGAAACUUCCUUCAGCCUGCCACCUCCUCCACAUCGCCCCAAACCUGUCGAAGUCCAGCCACCUCAGCCUGCCCAACCUGACUAUGAUGUCGCAUGUGGUGCAGCCUAUUCCACCUUUCCAAAACAAGCCUCUGUGAUCAAGGGUUAUUCAUAUCCUGUUUCAACUGCUCAGCCCCGGCCAAGCGCACCUCCACCCUCCGAACUCAAGAAUCUUCCCCCAUCGGAACCGCCACCUCUUUAUAACCCUUUUUAGACAAUACACUCGGAUACUGUCCUGAAAGUCAUCCACUCUCAUUUUUAUAUUGUGGUGAUUUUUAGUCAUUCGUGUCUAUCAGAGAGUCGGU
This is a messenger RNA of Geodia barretti, 1618 nucleotides long. NCBI's taxonomy places the organism in Eukaryota, Metazoa, Porifera, Demospongiae, Tetractinellida, Geodiidae. The record is from the annotation of a GenBank genome assembly.